Molecule: messenger RNA, 3082 nt
Organism: Cornus florida
Lineage: Eukaryota; Viridiplantae; Streptophyta; Magnoliopsida; Cornales; Cornaceae
Product: putative receptor like protein 25
Exons: 1
Coding region: 124-852 (242 amino acids)
Molecular function (GO): protein binding
Source: RefSeq, a predicted model, not a curated record
UUCCAUGGUGCAAUAUAGAGCCCUAACUCCAGUUUUGCUUUCUCCAAAUUGCACAUUCUUGACAUCUCUCACAAUGGUUUCAAUGGUAAGUUACCUUUUGAUUACUCCCAUACUUUAACAGCCAUGAAAACUAUUGAUGUUAAUGAAUCAACAUAUAUUGGGGGAGCAACCGAUAUUGUUAACAAUGGCAGUACUUACGCGUUGACACUGACAAGCAAAGGUGUGCAAAUUGUGUAUUUGUAUAUCCUAAAUAUUUUCACUACCAUUGAUUUGUCAAGCAACAGAUUUGAAGGAGAGAUUCUAGAAUCUAUUGGGAUUCUCAAGUGUCUUCUCAUGCUCAAUCUUUCCAACAACAAUCUCAUUGGUCAGAUUCCAUCUUCGUUAGGGAAUCUAACAGAGAUUGAAUCCUUGGACCUUUCUCAAAACAAUCUCUCAGGAAAGAUACCUCAGCCACUAACCCAACUCACGUUCCUUGCGUUCUUCAAUGUCUCUUUUAAUCAUCUCAGAGGGCCGAUUCCACGAGGGAGGCAAUUCGAUACAUUUCCGAACAAUUCAUAUGAGGGAAAUUUAGGAUUGUGUGGAGACCCUUUGUUGAACAAAUGUGUCAACUCAGAGGCAUCACUGCCUCCACCACUACCUUCGAACUUCAAACAAGAUGAUGAUCAUUCAUGGCUUGCAAUUGAUAAAAGUGAUUGGAUUGUGAUAUGCAUGGGCUAUGGAGGUGGGUUAGUAGUUGGGUUGAUCAUUGGGCACACUUUUGCCGCAAGGUAUCAUGAAUGGUUUGUCAGCACCUUUGGAAGGAACCAAAAAAAACAGAGGACAAAAAAGAAUGGGCGAAGAAGCCAAAUUUGAUGAGCCCAUAUUCGUUCAUGGCUUUGUAGACUUUUUCGUCUGGAGGUACAUCAAGGAAAUGAAGAAUUUCAGCUCCACCAUGGAGUUUCCACCAGCUAUCAGGUAUGUGUGUUGCAUUGUGUUUCUUUUUACUUGUUUGCAUUUGUAUUCAAUGCCAAACUCUGAUCCUCUAGAGUGGCUUCUCUUAAUAAGAUACAUGUCAUUAAAGAAAAACUUUUGUAUACUUAUAGUAUAAAAUUUGCAACUCCAAAAAAAAAAAAAAAAAAAAAAAAAAAAAAAAAAAAAAAACAUGUUAAUUAUGUCGAAAUGUUAUCUAUUGUGUGGUUUUGGACCGCAGUUACAGAAUACUUGUUGCAAAAAGGUAGUGUUUUAGAUAAUUAUUCAAAAGAUGCAUCAAAGCCAUGGGUAAUGCAUGUUUGACAUUUUGGCAUAAAUUCUCAAAUAUAUGGUUGGCCUGUAAUUGUUAUUAGAAGUUAUUUUAUUUAUUUUUGUUUUUUUAUUUUUUUGUGUGUAAAGAGCCAAUAUAUUAAAAUCCGCGACUAAAAACAAAGUAUAUACAAUUCAAACUCAAAAGAAAAUAGCCUUUUGAGAAAAUAAAAUGUCACUCAAUCAAUGGCUAUAGUUGAUGCUAUUUUCUCUAAUUUUUAGAGUGUAAAGUUGAGGAUUUAAGUUUUCAUAAGAAUAUUGCUAUGCUUGUAUAAUUAUUUGUUUGGAAAAAUAAAAUAAAAAAACUUAUGCCUAUGUAAACUUAGUUCUUUUAGAACUAUUUUCUUCUUUUAGAGCUAGCUAGUUUAUUAAAACUAGAACAAAACAAGCUAGGCUUACAGGCAUCCGAUAGAAGACAGGUGAUAUUAUUGUGAUUAUAUUGGUUAAUAUAGUACAUGGUAGAUUUAUCUAGGCAUCUCUUGAUAUUAUGAGUGUGACCUUACUGGCAGAAAGAAAUUGUAGAAGGCAUACAAAACACAACUCAGUUUAAGAUUAAGAACACCAAAUAUCUUAAUUAUAUAGUAUUUGGAUUCCCUUAAUACCUUUCUGGCAGAAAAAUAUAUAUAUACAGAAUUAAGUAAAUUGAUAAAACACAACAUUCAUCGAAUUAAGUAAAGAAUCAUUUUUUCAAUUCUGCAAAUUUUUUUAGUUUUUAUAACUAUUUAUCGAAUUAAGUUAAUCUUUGUAUUUUUCAAUUUAAUAUAGCAGUCAAAAAAACGUCGUUUGGGGAUUAAAAAAGAAAAUGAAACUUUGUUUCUCAUUUUAAAUUUGAAGAUAGUUGAAAGUCAAUAUCAGAAGUUUGUCAUCACAAAAGAUCCGGUAAAAGUUAAAUAAAAUAAAAUAAAAUUUGAAACAGGUUGAGAAUGAGUUAUUGACCCAUUCAAUACUAUCGGCCACACCCACCCAGUUCCCACUCCCAUAUGACUAAUGAAGAACCAUUAAUAUUUAAGCUGAAAAAAGAAUAAUAAUAAUAAUAAUAUAUCCAAUAUCUAUAUAUAUAUCGCUGUAAAUUCCAAAAUUAACCUUUUUUAAGUACCAAAAUUGACCUUUGCUGCUGUGAAGAGAUUAAUUUAAACAGGGGUAAUAACGUCACAAGGCUGACCUAAAAAAAAUCCUAGUACUCGAGCAUGGAGAAGCAAAAUAUUAUUCCCUAGUGUUUGGCACAACGGAUGAUUAUAUAUAGCUUUCAACUUUUGUAACUAGUGAGUUAUUAGCAAUUUUUUGCAAAUAGAAUGAUCUUUAUUGUGAUUAAGAAAGAAAUAAAUAAAUAAGUUUGAAAGUAAUCAAAUCUUAAACAUCUUUCUUAUGCAUUAUCAGAUGAGAAAAUAGUUAUCAAGAAAACAGACCAUUUCUUUUUUUUCUUCCUUCCUAAAUUGGAGUAACCUUACUUGGGAAGUAUCAAUGUCAAAAUAUCAAUAAGCAUAAAUAACUUUAAACCAUUACAAAGAUGAGGAAAUAACUUAAAUUACCUCAAUAUGCUCAGAUAACUUAAAACCAUUACAAAGGCAAAACAAAUCAAUCACACACUUGUAGUGCAUUUCACAAUCAUUAAUUACUGCAAAAUAUACAAAUAAACCUAUGACAUUUGGACUUAUCAUUUCUUUGCAAAGUCCUCAUGACUGUAUCAUUCAAGAAAAACAUAUAAAUGCCCUAUGAAACACACAAUUUAACGAUUCUUUGUCAAGUCUCCAUCAUUCGUGCAAAAGAAAACUAUAAACCUUGUGUGUGUCCUUGCCAAGUGUUG